Drosophila guanche is the source of this 1675-nucleotide messenger RNA. RefSeq names its product neuralized-like protein 2. Gene Ontology annotation, molecular function: ubiquitin protein ligase activity. NCBI's taxonomy places the organism in Eukaryota, Metazoa, Arthropoda, Insecta, Diptera, Drosophilidae. The transcript has 3 exons. Bases 101 to 1015 code for a protein of 304 amino acids. Gene Ontology annotation, biological process: intracellular signal transduction. The record is from RefSeq and is a predicted model, not a curated record.
AUAAAUAAAAUAUAAAAUAAAACAAUAAAUAAAAGCAAGGAAAGGAAGGCCAAGAGACAGAGGCCAUCACUGGACCGCCACUUAUUAACGACCACGCGUCAUGGAAGCCGCCCAGAAUUCCGGACAGGCGGCACAGCAGCUCGUUGGGCCAGCAGACGCGGUGCGUGAGGAGGAGACGCACCAGCCGCACCAACAUCCGCUGUCGAACGGUGUGGGCAGUCUGAAGCGCCAGAUCAGCCGUUUCCAUCCAUAUCAUGGAUCAAACAUCCAGCUGGAUGACGAUUCCACUGUCGCCUAUCGCAGGGCGAGCUUCGCCGAUGCAUUGGCCUUCUCGGAGCGUCCUCUGGCGCCGGGCGACAUAUUCCUAGUGGAGAUUGAGCAGAUCGAGCGCGGAUGGUCCGGCCACAUGCGCCUGGGCCUCACCGAGCUGGCUCCCAAUGUGAUCGAGGCAAGCGCCGAGGGCCUUCCACACUUUGCCCUGCCAGACCUGGCCAAUAUGGGCAACAGCUGGAUAUACCCGAUAUCCAAGUUCGAUAUGAAUCAGCGGCAGGAGCCCGUCGACAUCAUCGAGCCGGACACCUAUAGUCAGUCACACCGAAACCUUCUGGGCGAUGCCCCACAUAUAAGGACGCCGCGUGGCCUGCUGCCAAAGAGACUGCUGCGUCCGGCCAUGGGCAAGGGAAACUCUGACAUUCUUCUCACCGACAGAGGCUCGCGCAUCGGCAUUAUUUACGUGCCCUCAAGCAACAGCCCGUCCAGAGGCGAGCUUCAUUUCAUCAUUAAUGGCGUGUCCCGUGGACCCGUCGCCAGAGAAAUUCCUUUAAAUAUGGCCCCCCUGUUUGUUGUUAUCGAUGUGUACGGCACAACCAAGCAGAUUCGCAUUAUCCAGCUCGAGGGCAUUCUUUCCCUGCAAAGCGCCUGUCGCAAUGUCAUCCUGGAGAACGUUCCAGAGAAUGCGAUUGGCCACCUGCCACUGCCGGAAAGCAUCAAAAGAUUCCUGCUGCGUCGAGACUAGGGUCACACAUAUAUUAUAUAAAUGGCUCUAUGUAAUAGAGUUCCGUGUGAAUGUAGAGAGAGAGAGAGAGUGUGUGUGAGACAGUGUGUAUGCAUGAGCGUGGAUCGUGAUAGUCUGUUUACCCAUAUUUUUAUAAGCAUGUAACACAAGUACCAGCAUCAGUAGCAGCCACAACUGAAGUGCCCGUACGUUGACUCUUGAUUCCAGACACCAGGCGUCGAGGGCCGCAUCUAAUGGAUUGGAUUGGUGACGAUGCACUCCGGUAACUUCCGUUAGCCACGACUUCCCAGUUGAGCACUAUACAAUACCAUUCCCCUGGUCACCCUCCUUUCGCUGUGGCGGGCGUAUAAUUGUAAAAUGUUCUAGUUAUAGUUUUGAUCGGUCUGGUUUCGUUAAUUAAUUUUUUUUGAGAAAACUAUGUUUGAGAACAUAACCAAUCGUUAUCCAACUCAAUAGGAGAGGAUGCCAUGCCCCUAUCUGGGAGGACAUUUACGAUUAUCUACCAGCUGCAGAGCACCAGACCGGACCCAACACACCGCCCUGCCUUUUAGCGUUUCGGUUCCGAUCCAUUCAAGACUGUUUCCGUUUGCUUUACUCCUAAGUGAUUGUUGCUAAAUGUAAGUUAUGAGUGUAAUAAAAUAACGAACGAAGUUGCUGUAA